AAGCAUGUAUAAAUUGGAAAAGGAAGGAAGGUACAUGCAGGAUCAUUCAAUUAGAAGAAGGUGAAGUGAUCGAGAUUCGUGAAGAAUGGCGGCAAGCAGCGUGAUUGGCUGCCAAACCACCACUUGGGCGCCGCAAGUAAUGAAGACGACACAGCUGAUCAGAGCUCAACAGAGACAUAUUGGACGGCGACGUCAAAAGGCAUUUGGAUCAGCACCGUCACGCCGGACGGCGAUCAUCAAUCAGAGAGCUUAUACCUUCACUUACCGUACCUCCGAUAAUGUGCCUCUCCAUCACUUACCCGGUGCUCCUGCGGAUUGGUUUGAAGAGUAUAUGGAGGAUAAGGGAAGAAUAGUGGGAGCUAUCAUUCCAGAAAAAUCAAGUGCUCUGCGCCUCAAUCAGCAGGAAGAGUGGAGAAUAACAAUGCCAGUGAUAGAAGCCUUAUUCUUGAAGGCACAGCCAGUGAUAGACAUAAGAGUGGCCACAAAAUCGAAUGGACAAGAUUACCCUCCUCAUGUUCCUCCUCACAUCACUAAGCUCUACGAGACUCACACUACAAAGUGGGAGCUUCAAGGUCUGCAUUCAGAUUACAUGCCACCUUUCUUCAACAUCGAAGCUUCUGGAACCUUGUACCCUCUAACACAUGCAACUGAUCAUCGCGGCUGCAUUAUUAAGAAUCAAUUGAAAGCCAAUAUUACCAUCGCUUUCCCUCCACUUCUCGCUUGGGUUCCUCACCAUGUCUUGGACAAUAUCGUGCAUUCGAUUAUCAGGACAAUCGUGGAGGAUAUCAAGAAAGGAUACACGGUAAGAUUGUUAGCUGAUUACAGGUCAUUCCAGAGGAGCAAGUUAAAGAAUUCGACCUAGUUAUUUUUAGACUACGUUCCAAGUUCCAUAUAUAUAUAUACAUACAUGCAUAUAUAUAUAUAUAUAUAUAUAUAU
Prosopis cineraria is the source of this 937-nucleotide messenger RNA. RefSeq lists its product as uncharacterized. Lineage: Eukaryota; Viridiplantae; Streptophyta; Magnoliopsida; Fabales; Fabaceae. The transcript has 5 exons. Bases 86 to 862 code for a protein of 258 amino acids. The record is from RefSeq and is a predicted model, not a curated record.